This is a messenger RNA of Oncorhynchus gorbuscha (pink salmon), 2812 nucleotides long. RefSeq lists its product as uncharacterized. Lineage: Eukaryota; Metazoa; Chordata; Actinopteri; Salmoniformes; Salmonidae. The transcript is spliced from 3 exons. Bases 81 to 1487 code for a protein of 468 amino acids. The record is from RefSeq and is a predicted model, not a curated record.
CCCAACUGGAUGAUACUGAAUUGAGUGUUAAAAUAUCAGAGGAGAAGCUUUGGUCAACAGCUAAGACCAUCUGCGUCAGUAUGAAGAACACACUUAAGGAUUUCUUCACAGGGCUGAAGCCACCCGGAUCCGAAAGGACAGAAAAUGCUUCUUCCAAAGAGACCCUUGGGGAAAUCCUGGUUGCUAUCCAGAAUGAAAUCUCAAACUUAGGGCGAAUGAAGGAUUCCAGGGAGCUCCUUCAGAUCAAUGAUAUGGUAGGAACUAUACUGAAGGAGGUUGAGAAAAGUGAGGAUGACAGUGAACAAGUCUGCCAAGACAUCCCUAGAACCUGUUCAUCUUUGUCCACUUCUUUAAAUGGUCGUAGUUCCUUGUCCAGCUCUUCAAAGAGUCCUAGGUCAGAGUGUGAGUUAGAGAUCAACCUCCCUGGCACUCCCAUCCCUGACGAAGUGCCUUUUGAUCUGACCUGCCCCAUCGUCAGGAGCUCCUGCAUCGACACCAGGGUCUCUAAAAUGCCAGAGAUUUCUUCAAGUGACCUAAAGACAAAGAUGAUGGCACACACAGAUGAACCCCUGCAUCGUAACAGUCCAAUGACUGACCGCAGUCGACCGCCGAGUGCUAAAGCCUCUUUUCGAUCCUCCACUCCGUCUUUCACCAACAAGGGAACCUCUUUGGUACCAAAGGGAGAUGGGAUUGACAUUGAAGAGAAGGAGGUGUGCAUCCCCAGCAGCUCUGGCCAUCUGAGGGAGCUCUUAAUCACCCCGGACAUCAGCAGUGCCACUGCAUUCCCACUGCAGUACUUGAUGGACUCCAGCAAAGAUGAUGGCAUCUGUUUUGUCACCAUACUGGUGAUAAGGUUGCUAUCGGAGAUCAGACCCUCAGCCCUAGAUGGACCCUCCCAACAGGCAGCAGAUCUGACAGAAACAUGUCAGCAACUCAUCAGACAAGUCCUGUCUGAGUUCUGUGCUGCAUCCAGAUUCUCCAGGACAAAGGCAUAUUCGCAGAACCUGAACAUCCAAAGGGUGUUCAGAGGUGUACAUAAAAACCUCAUGGAGGAGUUUGGCUCUUAUAACAUCCUGCAAGCAGCUCUUUCCUCCCAGGACCCUGCAUUUGACAGAGUCCUGGUAAAGUCCUUGACCCAGCAGCUGGUACAGGGAUGCAAGGAGGCGUCAAGACCAGCUUCUGCUGCAACAAACCCAUCAGACCAGGCUGAGACAGAGAGGGGGGCUGAGCAGAAAGCAAGAAGGAGCUUCCUUUGCUUUUCAAUGACCAAACUCAGGAUCAACUUCAAGCGUUCCAAGAGAGGAAACAAGGACUGCCAUUCAGUCCAGGAACAGACUGAGAUUCCCUCUACUGAUGGACAUUGCAUAGCUCCCGUUGGAGAGGUUUCUCCCUCCAUAUCUCAGCCUGUCAAAAAACGAUCCUUGAUUGUCAGGGUCUUUUCAGCAAUGAUGAAGCCAUUCAGGUGCUACACCAAGAAGAACCUGUAACCUCUUACGCUGCAGUUAGAACUACUUUUGUAACAGCAAGACUUUUGACAAGAGGCAUUUCUGCAUGUCUACCCUUUCAAAGUCUAUUUGAUCAAAUAAAUGCCAAUGAUUUUACAAGAAUUUCAAGUGUUUUGGAAGAUUAGUAAAACUGAAGCAGCUUUUCUCAGAGAAAUGCACUAGUUCCCCCUUGGUUACACAUUUAUUGUGCAGUUUUUGAGUUGGCAGGACUUGGGGCAGCAGGUAGCCUUGUGGUUAGAGCGUUGGGCCAGAAAGGUUGCUAGGUCAGAUCCCUGAGCUAACCAUGUAAAAAAAUAUGACGUUCUGCUCCUGAACAAGGUAGUUAACCCACUGUUCCUAAGCUGUGAUUGUAAAUAAGAAUUUGUUCUGAACUGACUUGUCUAGGAAAAUAAAUAAAAUAACCACAGCUUGACUCUAAUACAAUAGUUGCUGCAUAGACUGUCAGAUAACCAGAUGUUGUCUAUUAAUUUAGUUCGAUUGGUAAGAGCUUAUUAGCAGCAAGGGGAAAACACAUAGAGGAGAAUUAGCUAUCUGCAGCUAGAUGUUUUCUAUAUAUUUUCUAUAUGUUGAAAAUAUAACGUCCAACAGUUGACAGUGUAUGUCAGAGCAAAAACCAAGCCAUGAGGUCGAAGGAAUUGUCCAUAGAGCUCAGAGACAUGAUUGUGUCAAGACACAGAUCUGGUGAAUGGUACCAAAACGUUUCUGCAAUAUUGAAGGUCCCCAAGGACACAGUGGCCUCCAUCAUUCUUAAACGGAAGAAGUUUGGAAACACCAAGACUCUUCCUAGAGCUGGCCGCCAGGCCAAACUGAGCAAUCGGGGGAGAAGUGCUUUGGUCAAUUCAAAAUAGCUCUACUCUGAGAACUACUUUUAAUCACAGAGUGGAAAACCUAGAACCAUACUGUGUUGAUCACAAUUAUGGAUGUAUUCUGGAAUAAGACAAACCUAUACAUAGAGUUGGAGUCUGAGUGUGUGUACACACAGCCACCUCUUUAACCACUCUUCAAAAUAUUUGGCAGCCUUUGAGAUGGAGAGGCAGGAGAAUAAGUGACAGAACAAGAGUAUAAUAAAAGCAUGACUUCUCUCCCACUCCUGCUCACAGCAGCAGUGCAGUGGAGUAGCUUCAACAGCCAUAGGCCCAAGGAUUUCACAUCACAUUCCAUGAUGCAAUGCAGAAUACGGCUUCACACAGAACAAUCACCAAACCCAUAAGAUAACACUUCGCACAGCACAGCCAAACAUCAUGUAUCACAUGAAGAGAAAUGUGUGUACUCCGGACGAGAUGCCUUCAAUCUACGCUCUCUCUCUC